Molecule: messenger RNA, 597 nt
Organism: Hydractinia symbiolongicarpus
Lineage: Eukaryota; Metazoa; Cnidaria; Hydrozoa; Anthoathecata; Hydractiniidae
Exons: 6
Coding region: 1-597 (198 amino acids)
Source: RefSeq, a predicted model, not a curated record
AUGAUUACGUAUGAACAAAUAUUUGAUCUUUAUCGCAUAACAAAAAAGAGAUUUUCUUAUAACUUAGCGUUACUUUUCCUCAAUUUUAAUGAUAAUAAGCCAGUCGUUUCGGCAGAAAGUUUUACGCUUCAUAAAGUUUCAGAUCACAAAAAAAUAACAAACGACCGUUGUAGCUUGGUGAAACUGGCGAAACCAACUGAACCUACCAUUAUUCUUGAUGACGGGCAAUACCGCUCCAUAUCAGCAACAUUUAUCAAUUUGCCGAUGAAGGAAGAGAUAGCAAAUGCAUUACAAAAAGAUUUUGAUAUAGUAUUAGAAUGGUCGACACGAAACAACUUGCUAGUUUUGUUUCUCGUUACAACAGAUUCUAAAAUGAUUGCCAAAACAAGAGCGCUUACAGCUGCCCUUUUUAAAAAUAUGUCACAAAGGACACAAGCGAAAAAAGAUAGUGGUGGACGUGAUGGUGAUUGUUAUGCUAGCGGUGGUGAUGCUGGUGAUGGUGACAAUGGUGGUGGUGGUGAUGGUGACAAUGGUGGUGGUGGUGAUGGUGACAAUGGUGGUUGUGGUUAUGGUUAUGGUUUUGAAAUUUCGGCUUGA